GUUGCUUCCCUCUGAGCUUUAUGUGAACAACCCCAUCCUAUGAGGAGGAGGAGGAGGAGGAUCCGUCAGCCUUCUUAGCUGUACAAUGGGGACUGCAGGUGACGACAUGGCUUCGGUGGAGCAGAAUGCCUCCUUGAACCCUCUAUGCUUUGAGUGUGGCCAGCAGCACUGGACAAGGGAGAACCAUCUCUACAACUACCAGAACGAAGUGGAUGACGAUUUGGUCUGCCACAUUUGCCUUCAGCCCUUGUUGCAGCCAUUGGACACUCCCUGCGGACACACUUUCUGCUACAAGUGCCUAAGGAACUUUCUGCAGGAGAAAGAUUUCUGCCCGCUGGAUCGAAAAAGACUCCAUUUUAAACUCUGCAAAAAAUCCAGCAUUCUUGUUCAUAAACUGUUAGACAAGCUAUUUGUUUUGUGCCCCUUCUCUUCUGUGUGUCAGGAAGUCAUGCAGCGAUGUGACCUGGCGGCACAUCUCAAAAACAGGUGUCCUGGGGCUUCUCAUCGAAGGGUUGCUCUGGAGAGAAGGAAAAUGAGCAAGCUGCAAGCAGAAGCAGAGGGCGAGAGCGGUCCCGGCGGGACGGAGCAGCCUAGCAGUUUAUCUCCGGACACAGAUCAGGGAAUAGUGCCAGCCGAGCAGAGCUUCAUCUCGCCCGCUCUUCCCGCAUGGACAGACGAGCCCGGCAUCGACAAUCCGCCUUUUGAGGAGAACACAGUAGCAGACACAAAUCAACAGCCACCUGCCUUGCCUGAAGGAGAGAUCACUACUAUUGAAAUUCAUCGGUCCAAUCCUUAUAUCGAAUUAGGAAUUAGCAUAGUGGGUGGCAAUGAAACACCUUUGAUCAACAUUGUCAUUCAAGAGGUUUAUCGAGAUGGGAUCAUUGCCAGAGAUGGAAGACUUCUUGUUGGAGACCAAAUACUUCAAGUCAAUAGCUUUGACAUAAGCAACGUGUCUCACAACCACGCUCGAGCUGUGCUUUCCCAGCCUUGCUCGGUGCUGCACCUCACCGUGCUGAGGGAGAGGCGGUUCGGCAGCCGCACACACAACCACGCGGACACCACCAGCUCCUUGCGGGAAGACAGCUUUCAAGUGACGCUGCAUAAACGCGACUCCAGCGAGCAGCUUGGCAUUAAACUUGUACGCAGAACAGAUGAGCCAGGAGUUUUCAUUCUUGACCUUUUGGAAGGGGGGUUGGCUGCUCAAGACGGCAGGCUCUGCAGCAACGACCGCGUACUUGCAAUCAAUGGGCAUGACUUGAAGCACGGGACUCCUGAGCUUGCUGCUCAGGUUAUACAGGCUAGUGGGGAGAGAGUGAAUUUGAUUAUCUCUAGACCCCUGAAGUCACAGACGGUCAGUAUUAUCCGAGACACUGGGACUCACAACAGCACCUCACACCAACACCAGUCCCAGCAGCUGUUUCACAGCAGACCCAACUCACAUAAGGAUCUUUCCCAGUGUGUUACAUGCCAAGAAAAGCACAUUACUGUGAAAAAAGAGCCACAUGAAUCUCUGGGAAUGACAGUGGCAGGAGGCAGAGGCAGCAAAAGUGGCGAACUGCCCAUCUUCGUGACAAGUGUACAGCCUCACGGGUGUUUGGCAAGAGAUGGCAGGAUUAAACGAGGUGAUGUGCUGCUGAACAUCAACGGUAUCGAUUUGACUAACCUAAGUCACAGCGAGGCAGUGGCCAUGCUGAAAGCUAGUGCUGCCUCUUCAGUAGUGGCCUUGAAAGCCUUGGAAGUCCAGAUUGUAGAAGAACAGCCCCAGGCUAAUGAAGAACAAUUGAGUACCAUCAGUGAAAAUGAAUACGAUGCCAGUUGGUCACCAUCGUGGGUCAUGUGGCUGGGACUUCCAAGCUGCCUACAUAGCUGCCAUGAUGUAGUACUGCGGCGGAGCAAUUUAGGGAGCUGGGGUUUCAGCAUCGUCGGUGGCUACGAGGAGAACCACACGAACCAGCCUUUCUUCAUUAAAACAAUUGUUCUUGGAACUCCCGCGUACUUUGAUGGAAGAUUAAAGUGUGGUGAUAUGAUUGUUGCUGUAAACGGACUAUCCACGGUUGGAAUGAGCCAUUCUGCACUCGUUCCCAUGCUGAAGGAGCAGAGGAACAAAGUUACUUUAACAGUGAUUUGCUGGCCCGGAAGCCUCAUAUAGAUUUGGGAAUCACUUCGGUUCAAGCAGCAUCUUUUUCUAGAUAGCUGGCACAAGAAUCUCCUCUAUCUUUUUUUCCCUAUUGAUACAGCUGGUUAUAAGCAGGGCCAAAACUGCUGUAUUUGCUUUUUUUAUGGGCCUCUCAGACUCACUCUAUGUAACUUUCCAUCCUGAAAUAGCCAUUUCUGUUUGCUAUAUCCAUUGCUGACGCAAAUGCAAAUAUACAUGAGCUCACAGAGAAACUCCCACUCUGAUAUGCCUGUCAUUGAACUUUCCCUGUCAGGCUUGUAGAGUCAGCAGAAGAAUUUAGUGGUUCUUUGGGUUUCUCUGCUCAGUCCUCAAGUUAUAUGUGAUAUAUGAACAUAAUAGCCAUGUGCCCGUUCUUCCCUGCAAAGAGAACGUGUAUCAGUACCGCAGGGACACGUCUGUCUGCUGCUGUGAAUCAAAAUCUGUUUCCAAGGGUACAUCUUUUCAUUUCGUAAGCCUUUCCAUUUUUGAUUCAGUAUUUCAGACUGAUUCAAGAAAUCCAUCUUACUCCUCAGAAAUUACUUGGUCCCCCAAAUUUUUCUUGCAGGGCAUCGGUGUUUGUAGAAAAGUAGGACAAAAGCCUGAUAUUACUGGAAUUUUUAUAAAGUGCAAUAAUUGGACUCUUUGUUAGGAAACUUUAAUGUAUUACAGAGUUUGUAUCCUAUAACAACAAGAAAUAUGGAAGUAAUCACUGUUGCAGUGCUGGCAAGAGUACACGUGCCCGAGGUCACCUUUGAGUGAAUGGCUUGCAGUAUUAGACUUGACUUUACAAAUGAAUGUUUUGCUAUGUCAGAGAAUUUUGAUGAACAUUUUUACGAAGAUCGUUUUUACCAUUUCUAUUGUAGUUGUUAGCUCUCUUUAUUCAUGUGUGGAAACAAUACUUUGACUUGUACUUUCUAAAUGAGGGAAUUAUUUCCAGGAAAAAAAGCAAGCUAUUGAGAAACCAUACGUUAUGGUUUACAGGUGGGCAGGCUGGAAGGAAGGCCCUUUGAAUUCAAGUCCAAUUGCAAAGUAAGCUGCAAAGUUCACUCUUAUUCUGUCACCUCCUGACAAAUGUGCAAAUGCCUUGAUACCAAAUGCUGAAAUGAUCUCUCUUGUAUUUCAGGAUUUUUUUUCUUUCCUUUAGAGAGCACCUGAUAUUAAGUUGGCAGUAAGAGUAAUACUGUUUAUCUUGGAUUGUACUUAGUAUUUUUACAAACGAACCUGUAACUUCUAGACUUUGCCUUUCCAUGAUAUUUGCAGGCUAAGCACCCAUUUGUUUACGAAAAGAGGGGUGGAGCGUGGAAAGAAAUGUGCUGACCUGGAGCUAACCCUGCGUGUUGUCCAUGUUCUGCGUAUUUGAGAAAGAGCUUCAUUUAUAAACCAGGUUCCCAACCUGAACUGAUUUUAUGAAUGACCUCUGUAUUGUAUUAUUAAUUACCAGAGAAUGUAUUUGAGAAUCACAGUGUAUUUCAAUUGUGAAGCAUGAAUUUUAUUUUCAAACUAAGCUGGUGUAAUAGGGGGGCAUAUUAUCGCAUGUCAUUAA
Messenger RNA from Gavia stellata (red-throated loon), 3698 nucleotides. It is a transcript of the gene LNX2, whose product is annotated as ligand of numb-protein X 2. The transcript is spliced from 9 exons. The coding region runs from base 86 to 2149 and encodes 687 amino acids. Lineage: Eukaryota; Metazoa; Chordata; Aves; Gaviiformes; Gaviidae. The record is from RefSeq and is a predicted model, not a curated record. Gene Ontology annotation, molecular function: protein binding; ubiquitin-protein transferase activity.